This is a messenger RNA of Dovyalis caffra, 297 nucleotides long. Lineage: Eukaryota; Viridiplantae; Streptophyta; Magnoliopsida; Malpighiales; Salicaceae. The record is from the annotation of a GenBank genome assembly.
AUGACAGUCAGAAGCAAGCUUGCAAUCUUCAAAGCAGAUUAUGCAGCUGCUGAGUCUGAUCAAAAGCAGAAGCGAGGGUCCGGUCAAUUUGUCGAUUUAGGGCGCAUCAAUGUUCCCUUUGGAGACACUGUUGGUGUUGCUAAUAAUGGCCAUGAGACUGUGCCAUCUUUCACUACUUUUCAAUUUGACAGCCGGAAGAAAAGACCAGAUUUUGGGGUGUCAAUUUUUUUGUCAAGAAGUAGAAUAUAUGAUGAUGACAAUGAUGCAGCUGGGCUGCCUAAUGUGCCUAGCAAUUAA